UGUCACUCCAGUGGUGAACAGCGCGAUGACGCCGACGCGAAGGGUGCGAAGCUUCCCCCUGAUUGCUCUUUUUGUGUGCUUCCUGAACGGAACGAGAUAUAAGACCAAGAGCAGGGGUCGGGCCGGCGCUGUUCCACCCUUGGCGCGCGAUGUUCAAGAACGCUGCACUGUUCUGCGCAUGGAUUUUCGUGAGCUGGGUGUGCCUGGCUGCAUCUCUACAAACCGAACCCGGCGAGUCUUCCAGACCUCCACACAUUAUCUUCAUCCUGGGAGACGAUAUUGGCUGGAACGAUGUGAGCUUCCAUGGCUCGCGGCAGAUUCCCACGCCGAACAUCGACGCUCUGGCCGCUAGCGGCAUGAUGCUGCAGAGGCACUACACUUCGCCGGACUGCACGCCUUCUCGGACAGCGCUGAUGACGGCGCGCUACCCGGCACGUACCGAUGUGGGAUACGAGGUGUUCCCACCAGCGUCGAAGGACACCCUCUCGCUGCGCUUCGAGCUCCUGCCGCAGUGGCUGAAGAGGCUCGGAUACAGCACACACAUGGUGGGAAAGUGGCACCUGGGGUACAAGAGUGUGCAGCACACACCGACUUGGCGUGGCUUCGACACAUUCCUCGGCUACUACAACGGCGACAUCUUUUAUUUCAACCACACCAUUAGGGAGGAACAACAUUGCGGCUUGGAUUUAUGGCGCAACGUCGGCCAUUCGACGCAGUCUGCCACAGAUCUAAACGGCACCUACUCGACGCAUCUGUUCAACGACGAGGCCAAGCGCAUCAUCGCUGAACACGACGUAAAAAAACCCCUGUUUCUACAUGUUUGUCAUGAGGCUGGCCACACCGUUUGCGACAACUGCACCGCAGAGGCACCGAAAGAGAACGUGGACAACUUCGCGUACAUCUCAAACUACAACAGAAGUGCAUUGGCCGGUGCUAUUGAAGUCAUGGACCAAUCCGUAGGUGAAGUGCUGGCGGCGCUGCAGUCGCGAGGCAUGCUCGCCGACAGCAUCGUGAUUUUCGCCAGCGAUAACGGCGGAGGACCACUGGCUUCAUCGGCCGUUAAGUACUCCAACGCAGGCUCCAACUGGCCCCUUCGCGGGGUCAAGGAGGAAAUUUGGGAAGGCGGCGUGCGGACGCCCGCGGUGUUCUGGUCCGGACGUUCCAGCGGAAGCCUACCCCGACCACCGUCGCAGCAAGUGCUGCACAUCUCCGACUGGGCGCCAACGCUGUACGCUGCCGCAGGUGGCGACCCUCGAGACCUUGGUGACGUGGACGGUAAGAACCAAUGGGAUUUGCUGUCCACUGGUAAAGGCAACGGACGCGAGGAAGUCCUCCUGGACAUAGAAGGCAAGGAAAAAAUGGCAGCUCUGAUUUCCGGCAGGUACAAGCUGGUGAGUCGACCCAGCGGUCCUAACGACCCGGAGCUCGACACUCAAGUGGCACCUCCGCAGGGGCAGCCUCCCGAGGACCUCGACCUGGACACCCUGGUGACGUCAUCGAUGGCCUGGAAGGCGCUGCAGAACGCUUCGCUUGACGCCGGCGGGCGAAGCCAGUCUUCGCCGCGAGCCAACUGGCGCCAAGAGGCAAUGCUCAACUGCACCGCGAAUAACGGCAGCACGCAGAGCAACUUCGAUCCGUACGACAAAGUAUUCGUGUUCGACAUCUUCAGCGACCCGUGCGAGCUUAACAACCUCGCAUCAUCCAACACCAAGUUGCGGGAUGAGUUGCUGAAGAAGCUGGCCGAGUACCGGAAAACCACUAAGCCUCGACCCAGCAACUACAUAAGUGACAAGCGCGGAUACCCGGAGCAUCACCACUGCACCUGGUCACCGUGGAUAGGUGUGAAACGAGCGCCGUAUCAGAACUGCUCAUGCUAAAAAAGCCGCCGAUACACGGGCUUCCAGACAAUCCAGGAAAUCACAACCGUACGAACUGACACGACCAGCUCACAUAUUUCAGUUUCAGUUCAGUUUCAGUUUAUUGAGCAUUUUCUUCACAGAGUUGCGAAAAAGAAAACGCAAGGAUAA
Molecule: messenger RNA, 2027 nt
Organism: Rhipicephalus microplus (southern cattle tick)
Lineage: Eukaryota; Metazoa; Arthropoda; Arachnida; Ixodida; Ixodidae
Product: arylsulfatase B
Molecular function (GO): sulfuric ester hydrolase activity
Source: RefSeq, a predicted model, not a curated record